CAGAGGCAGAAGGUACAGUGUAGCUGAGCCUUGCAAAGGACGUGGAGGGUUUUACCCAAAAUCAUCAUUUCAAAUGGGCCCCGUCGCCUAGCGUUUAUUUUCCCGAGCCUUGCCAACUGAGAUCUUAGAUUCGGUGUGCAGUUCAAGAUCAGCACCACCAACGAGUUAAGAAUCAGCUUGGUGAUUAUAUAGUAUGAAUUUCAACAUUCAUAACUCUAUAUCAAGGCUUAUCAUCUCCCCGGCACUGAGUAGUAAAAAGCUUUAAAUUGACGAGGGUUUACCAUCAAAGUACAGUGAAGAAAGAUCUGAAGGAUGGCCGCAAUCCCAUCAAGUGGCUCACUCAUCGCAACCCAUGACUACUACAGGAGGCGUUUAGGUUCCACCUCAAGUAACAGCUCCUGUGGAAGUUCAGAGUAUGCUGGGGAGGUCAUCCCACAUCAUCCUGGUCUGCCCAAACACCAAGAUCCUGGACACUGGUGGUCCAGCUUCUUCUUUGGGAAGCAUAACCAACCAACUAUGACCACCCUUACUGAAUCUCCUCAGAACUCGGGGACCUUCAGCGUGACCAAUGAGAAGGUGACCUGUGGGCUGGCCCAGGAGGUGAUGAAGAGGCAGCUCAGUGAUGCCAGCGAGUCUGGCAAGCCGGAGGCCGGGAGUUCUGCCUGAAGCCGGGGCAGAACGGAACAACGCUAGGUGGCGGAGCAACCCAUUUUUACCGUAGACCUAGUUUAGGCUGCUUUAGUCCUUUUUUUUAAAAAUGCUAACAUAAAAGUAAAAAAAAAAGACAAAAAAAAGACACACCUUUUUAUCUUUUUACAUCUGUAACACAUUUAUAACCAUACUAUCACUUUGUCAUCCUGUGUUUACAGAUUAAUAAAAUAGCCUCAAGCAGCCUA
Messenger RNA from Lepisosteus oculatus (spotted gar), 896 nucleotides. It is a transcript of the gene ppdpfb, whose product is annotated as pancreatic progenitor cell differentiation and proliferation factor b. The record is from RefSeq and is a predicted model, not a curated record. Gene Ontology annotation, biological process: cell differentiation; multicellular organism development. Lineage: Eukaryota; Metazoa; Chordata; Actinopteri; Semionotiformes; Lepisosteidae.